UACUAUCGCAUUCGCGGCCCCAAAACGGUCCAAAAAAAAAAAACGGUUCGAUCGCGCGACCAUCGACCAGUUCAGCUUUUUGCUUCAACGCCGCCGCCACCGCCGCUCGAAAAAGUGAAAGUAUUUGCAUCGAAAGAGGAAAAGAUUCGUGGACUUUGUGAAGAGAGGCGGAGGCAGACACAAAAAAAUAGCGAAACGAAAAUCGGGAAGAGUGCUCUAACGAGGCCGCGGAAAUCACUGCUAAAAGGUCAAUUUCAAUUCGCGUUAGCUUAGUUAGUAAUUAGUUUAGUAGUACAGUACGCCCGUGCAAUUCAUACAUAAAUACAAAUAUAUGUGACCGAAAUCUGUGUGUUGAGUGUGCGAGAGAGCGAGAUAGCGACAGCAAGACCAACAUGGGCACAACAAAGGAGCGAAGAGAGCAGAACGAGGGCGACGCCGCCACCACCCACUCAACAGAAGCAACAACAACAACAGCAGCAACAUCAGCAGUAGCAGCAGGAGCGGGUGCUACUACUACAACAACCACGACGAAUGCCGCCAAAAAGAUUCGCCGCGCCUUCUCCAUGCCACGCAAUCCCUUCCGUUGGUCGCGUAAAUUCAAAACGGCAGCGGCCUUUACGUCGUCCUCGGGAAAUGCGGAAAAGGAUAACGGAAGCGGUGGCAAGGAUAACGGAGGAGGAGAACGGCGUGGCAGCCACACGGCCAUCUCGUCGUGCGUGGGUGGGGGGCGUGGCAGGAGCGGCAGCAUUGUAUCGCUUAGCAGCUACGAGGCUCCCAUUACGACCACGAACAGCAACAACAACAAUAUGGCCAACAACAACAUUACCACCGCCAGCAAUGGAAACCACAACAACAGCAAUAACAACAAGCGAACACGUGCCCUGCGCCGUUCGUCCUUCAGGAAGUUUCUCAACCGGAUCGCCCAGCACCUGAGCUCAACGGUAAAUGUCGUGGCUAACAAACAUGGUCAGCAAUCGGCCACGGGAUCUUCGGGGAUCGGCGGAGGAGGAGGACCAAGUGGCGGGGAACGAGUGCCCCCGAUCGGAGGCUAUCAAUGGCCAGCGGACCAGACCCCGGGCGUAAUGGGACUGAAGAACCACGGCAACACGUGCUUUAUGAACGCCGUGUUGCAGUGCCUCAGCCAUACGGACAUUCUAGCCGAGUACUUUGUGCUGGAUCAGUACAAGGCUGACCUGAAGAGACGCAACAAGAUCAACUCGCGUAAGUUCGGUACCAAGGGUGAGCUCACCGAGCAGCUGGCCAACGUGCUGAAGGCUUUGUGGACCUGCAAGAACGAGAGUGACCAUAGCACCAGCUUCAAGGCAGUAGUGGAUCGGUACGGCACGCAGUUCCGCAGCUCCACCCAGCACGACGCCCAGGAGUUCCUCUUUUGGCUGCUGGACAAAGUGCACGAAGAUCUGAAUACGGCCAGUAAGCGGAGAUACAAGAGUCUCAAGAACUCAUACGGCCGCUCGGACGAGGUGAUCGCCGCAGAGACGCUGGCGAACCACAUCAGGUGCAACAAUAGCUUCGUCCAGGCCGUGUUCCAGGCCCAGUUCCGUUCCUCGCUCACCUGCCCGCGUUGCGAGAAACAGUCCAACACCUUCGACCCCUUCCACUGCAUCUCCGUGCAGCUGCCUCAGCUCACUCAGCAGACAAUCUUCGUCACGGUAGUCUACAUGAAGCAACUUCCACGCCAGGUGCGAAUGGGCCUUCGAGUGCCGGCAGGGUCGCCGAUAGUGGCCCUUCGCGAACAGCUUCAAACAGACACUGGCAUCGAGGGAUCCCGCAUGGUGUUAGUGGACUUAAAUGCCGAGGGAUUCUCUCGCGUCUUUUACGACACACAGCCCGUGGAGACAUUAGCUAGUAUUGAUACGAUUUACUGCAUAGAGGUGCCGGAAGCAACUCCUGCUCCCAAGGCUGUUAUUGCGACCGAGUUGGGGGACAAGCACGCUUCCACAGCAGCCCCUGCUCCUUCUGCUGCGGCAGCUCAAUCGCAGGCUGACCUGCUGCUCCUAGUUGCCAACGUUUACCGAGCUAAGGAUGGCAAGGACAUAAGCCGAUUCGGAGCUCCUUUCAGCAUGAAGGCACCUCGCGACUGCACCUACCAGGAUUUGCAGAAACGUAUGCUGCGCGAGAUGGCGCCGCUGCUUAAGCCAGAAGUCUUUUCGUAUGCCACACCGCUUACCGAGAUGUUCCGGAUUCGCCUGCAAGACCCCUCUGCUGACCCGGAUACCUACCUGGAGCAAGUGGAGCACCCGCUGCUUACCGAAAUGAUCGACCUGGCGCUUUCUGUGCUGUCCUCAGAAGCAGGGCCCCAGCACAUUAAGCUCCUGCUGGAGUGGAGUUCGCCCGAGACACACUUCAUCAGUAAACAGCAAGAAUCAGAAGAGGUCGUUGUGGAGCACGAGAGCGUGGCGCGCCUCAGUGCCAGUAAGCCGAGCGACACCGCCUCACUAACCUUGGAGCAGUGCCUGGAGCACUACACUAAGGCGGAAACGCUGAGUGCCGAAGAUGCUUGGCGCUGUCCACACUGCCAGCAAUACCUUCCCGUCGUUAAGACUCUAGGCCUCUGGUCACUGCCGGACAUUCUCGUGGUGCACUUUAAGCGCUUUCGGCAACAUCAGUCUAAAGGGCCGCAGGCGGCCAAACUAACCACAAUGGUAAAGUUUCCGCUGAACGCCUUUGACAUGUCGCCGCACCUGGCACGCGGAGUCCACGAGAGCGCAAGCAGCUCGCUGGGAAUGGGAACGGGAAUAGGACUUGGACUUGGUCUGGGUUCAAAUCCAUGGAAGAAAGUUCGCUCCGGCGAUUCGCGCUCAUCCACGCUUAACUCACGCUGCGACCCAAAGGACACGCGCUACGAUCUGUACGCAGUGUGCUAUCAUCAAGGAGAUACUUUGGAGACUGGCCACUACACAGCCGCCUGCAAGAAUCCGUACGAUCGUCAGUGGUAUAAGUUUGAUGACCAGCGCGUGAGCAAGGUGCCCGAGGACGACAUCGAGCAGGAUAUCAUCAAUAAUGAGGCGUACAUGCUAUUCUACCAGCGGCGCAGUGUGGAUGCUGGCGAGUGUUCAGGAUCCAGUUCAAAUUCUGGGGACCACUGGGUAUCUCGAAUCGCCCCAGCCCCUUCAUCGUCGGCUUCCUCGACAUCUGGGAAAGAUAAAGAGCCAGUUAAAUUGGAGGGCUCGAAUGACAACACCACUGAAACUCCGACGGCAGCGGUGGCAGAGAAGGCUCAGUCCAAGCCAGUGGACAUACCCCAAAUAUGCCAAGAAAGGGCGGAAGUUAACGUAGAACCAACGGAUGGUGUUCAGGAAAAAACAUCAGUACCACAUGAGCUGAAUAUUGAGGAACUGGCUUAUGCCGAUGCAGAUGUGGAUACCAGUUUAAGUGAGACUAGCAAGACGGAGGCAACUCAAGAAGUCAAGGAAGAGGCGCAGAAGAUGGAUGUGGAAGAAGCAACGCCGAUAUUUACCAUGGAUGAAGAUUGCGCCGACCUUGGGCAGAAGAAGGAGGACGAGCCUGUAAAGAACGAAGGCGAUCUUUUCGAAGCCCACCAAACGAGCGAACCAACCUCCGAAGUCAAGACCAAUGGUCAUGUGAGCUCUCCGUCUAGCUCUUCCUCCUCAGAAAGCUCGCUUUCUUCACGCUCCUCGCCAAGAUCGCUAAGUACGUCAGUGACGGCUGCUUCUACUCUGCACAGCAAGUUUAACGGCCACAAAAACGCGGCUCCGGCUCUGUUCAAUGGGAAUACACCGCAGCUUUCGUCCAGCUUGCAGUUAUCCAGGCAGGUUCUGCAAAACCACAAUUGGCAUGGAUCCAGAAGCAGCGUGUCAGCGGUGGAAAAUCAUCAACAGCAGCAGGCGGCAACGGCGGCCAGUCUAAGCUUGCGGCACUCGUUCUCCACAAGUUCCAAUUACACGGAGACACUGUCUUCGUUGCUACGCAAGUCUGCCAACACGUGCAGCAAGGACACCUUGCUGUUCAUUGACCAGCAGAGUCACCACCAUACAGCUGGACUGAUCGAAGAUGACGAUGAUUCAUACAUGGGCCGGUCCCUAUGGAUAUCCCCCGUGACGCCACACAAACUCAUCACUGUUUCGCCCAAGAAUUAGAGGCGACAUGGUGAUCCAUCGGAGCAUAGACACAAACAGAAAUGGAAACCGAAAGUGAAAACGAAACCGAAAUGAGAACAUACACAAACGCACUAUAGCCAUAAGCCUAAAGUUUACUUUAUAUGAUAUUUCUGAACCGGAGCUACCGAGCGAUAAGCGAAAAGCAUUAUGAAGAUGUUAUACAACUUUGUUUACUUUAAGAUAUGUACUCAUAUAUACGAUAGUUGCAAUAUUGCAUUAAGUUUGAAAGUUGGAUGAAACUUGAAUAGAAUCCGUAAGCCUUAGAUUACUUAUUCGAUAGCAAUUCGAAGCCAAUGACGAGGAUUAGUUUUCUUUAUAAUUUACCGAAUUGACAUUGAUUUGUUUUUCAAACCUAACGACUACCGAUAUUUAUUUAGCCAAACAUUGAAGUACAAUUUGAUUUAUUUAUUUCCCCAUUUCACCCGGUUACCUUCUUGUAUAGUUCUCUAUCAGUUCAGACGUAACGAUGAAGUGCUUGGCAUAUCUAAGUUUAGCUUUUUGUACACGAAACCAAGUUUCAAACUACAAUCUACGAGCGUAGUAAUAAAUCUAAGGACAUGUAUUCUCUUUAAUUACUAUUACUUUGAUAUCUAUAUUAAUAUAUUUGCUUGUAUCUUUUCCACACCCACAUACAAUUCUGGCACAACUGCAUGAUACUUUCGAUUCGAUGUCGGGCUAGGACUUGUGCGGCGUUUAUAGUGCAGAUCUAUAUACAAACAUAUAUAUUACUUUAUGAAUAAUGUAUUCUACAUGUAGAAGAAAGCAUUACACCAAAACAUUAUAUUGAUAACAAAUGUUUAAGGACUCUACCACACUGUUUUCUGGUGAGAAAUAACUUUAUUACGGUGUAAAAUGUUCAUUGUAUUCAUAAAUAAACGUAAAGUUGUUGAAUAUGAA
Messenger RNA from Drosophila eugracilis, 5036 nucleotides. It is a transcript of the gene Usp15-31, whose product is annotated as ubiquitin carboxyl-terminal hydrolase 43. The transcript is spliced from 6 exons. The record is from RefSeq and is a predicted model, not a curated record. NCBI's taxonomy places the organism in Eukaryota, Metazoa, Arthropoda, Insecta, Diptera, Drosophilidae. Gene Ontology annotation, molecular function: cysteine-type deubiquitinase activity. Gene Ontology annotation, biological process: protein deubiquitination. The coding region runs from base 393 to 4118 and encodes 1241 amino acids.